Acaulospora morrowiae is the source of this 1147-nucleotide messenger RNA. Lineage: Eukaryota; Fungi; Glomeromycota; Glomeromycetes; Diversisporales; Acaulosporaceae. The record is from the annotation of a GenBank genome assembly.
AUGCAAUUAUUUCUUGAAGUGCUUUUUAUUUUACUAUUAAUAAAUUGUUGUGUCUCAUUUACUCCCAGAGCACGAGACCUUCUGUCUGCCAUUAGGGUCGAUAAUCUAAUUUAUUUUCAAGGUGGUUACAACUAUACUCACCCAAAUAUAACUGCCACUGAUUUUUUUUAUCUCAAUCUCUCCGCUUCAUUUAACAUUAUUGAUAAACAAUCAAUCCCUUGGGUGGACCUUUCUAACAUCUCUGGUUCUCCUGCAAAGCACGGGCAUACAGCUUGCAUAGGAGGUGUCAAUAAAAGCUCUAUUUUCUUUAUUGGUGAUGUACAAAAUGUUCCGCCAUUUGUAGCUCAGUAUGACUUAACUAGACAAAAGUGGAUAACUCCUUCUAUUAGCGGAGAUACUAUUACUUUACAUUUAAAUCAUACGCAAUGUGCCACAUCCGGGGACGGAAUUAUUUACUUUUUGAAUGGCCUAUCUCCAAAUAAUUUAGUUAAACUAAACACUAUUAAUUUUACGUGGACCUUUAUACCCAUUACAGUCGAAAGCAGAAAUAUGUACUAUUGUAGUACAACGAUGAUGCCAGACGGAAUGAUUAUAUUUAUCGGUGGUAGAUAUGCAGAUAAUAACUCUUUUGUAUCUUUAGAAAAGUUUACUACGUAUAAUGUUACUUCUGCUUCAUGGGGUUUUGUUGUUCCAUCUGGAUCUGGGCCUUCUUAUUGUUUUCCUGACGGUUCCGUUCUAACAAAAGAUGGUCAGAUCUUGCUAUUUGGAUGUGGCGAAAAUUUUAACAUUUGGAUUGUAGAUACUUCAAAUAAUUAUACCUGGACAGCGCCUGUUAUUUCAAAUGAUUAUAUACCAAAGAAUUUGGUGGGUUACAGUCUCACUUUAAUUGGAGACUAUGUCCUAAUGGCCUUUGGAUUUAUUUACACAGAUCUAACAUUGGGCACAGGAUCUCAAUCAGAUAGCAUCUAUAUUCUCGACGUAAGUCGAAAAAAUAAUUUUACAUGGGUUACAUCACUUGGCUCAAAUACCACGGCUAUUUUGCCAUCAACCCCGGAUGCGCACGAAAAUAGUGGAAAAACCUUCCCGCUUAUUGUUGGUCUAUCUGUGUGUGGUGGUGUGGUCAUAAUUAUUAUUACCAUUGUAGCAG